Molecule: messenger RNA, 1010 nt
Organism: Cucurbita maxima (winter squash)
Lineage: Eukaryota; Viridiplantae; Streptophyta; Magnoliopsida; Cucurbitales; Cucurbitaceae
Product: transmembrane emp24 domain-containing protein p24delta4-like
Exons: 4
Coding region: 137-784 (215 amino acids)
Biological process (GO): intracellular protein transport; Golgi organization; endoplasmic reticulum to Golgi vesicle-mediated transport
Cellular component (GO): Golgi apparatus; COPII-coated ER to Golgi transport vesicle; endoplasmic reticulum
Source: RefSeq, a predicted model, not a curated record
GGCGGCGUACCAACGAAAUGCUUCCAGUUUUCUAAAAACAUCGUGCAAAAGAGAGUUGAAUUGGAAACGAAGCAAGAGUCAAAGUAAAAAUUCAAGAACAGUGCGAGAGAGAUAGAGAGAAUCGGAGAAGACAGCAAUGGAGCAGCGGAGGAUGAUUCUGCCUUCUUUGCUGUUGAUUUUGAGCUUUUUGGCGGCGGAUCUUGUGCGCCCCACCCAUGCUAUUUGGUUCAACCUUCCUUCUACUGGAACCAAGUGUGUGUCUGAGGAAAUCCAUAACAACGUCGUUGUUUUGGCUGAUUAUGUUGUGAUCUCUGAGAAUUAUACCCAUGCGCCCACCGUCUCCGUCAAGGUAACAUCACCAUACGGUAACAACCUCUACCACAAGGAGAAUCAAACAAAUGGGCAGUUUGCCUUCACCACAGCAGAGGCUGGCAACCAUUUGGCAUGCUUUUGGAUUGAUGGCCAUCAUGAGCGUGGUGGUGAUGUUAGCUUAAGUCUUGAAUGGAGAACUGGAAUUACAGCUAAGGAUUGGGAAUCAGUUGCAAGAAAGGAAAAAAUUGAGGGUGUUGAGCUUGAGCUCCGGAAACUCGAAGGCGUGGUAGAGGCUAUUCAUGAGAACAUUUUGUACCUAAAAGAAAGGGAAGCAGAAAUGAGGAUAGUAAGUGAGAAAACAAAUGGAAGAGUGGCGUGGUUUAGCAUAAUGUCUUUGGGUGUUUGUAUUUUGGCUUCAACACUUCAACUGUGGUACUUGAAGCGAUUCUUCCAGAAAAAGAAGCUCAUUUGAAAUAGUAAUCUUUCUUCUUUCUUGUUCUCUGAAUUUCUUUUCUUACAAUCUAGCAUCACACAAAUCUUAUAGUUACAGAAUUGUUUCAUCACGGAUUUUCAUUUAAAUUCAUUAUCUUAUGAGCCUUAGAUACCUCGAUAGUCUGCGAUGUUGAAUAUUACUUAUUCGUUACUCAUUCAAAACGCGUCUUAUUUCUAAGCAAUCUAACAUAUCACCAGUUUAUCUA